Molecule: messenger RNA, 2124 nt
Organism: Drechmeria coniospora
Lineage: Eukaryota; Fungi; Ascomycota; Sordariomycetes; Hypocreales; Ophiocordycipitaceae
Exons: 4
Coding region: 1-2124 (707 amino acids)
Biological process (GO): regulation of DNA-templated transcription
Molecular function (GO): histone acetyltransferase activity
Source: RefSeq, a predicted model, not a curated record
AUGGCUCCGAAGAGGAAGUAUCCAGCAGCAGCAGCAUCAGGCCACCGAGUGGGCAGACACCCCACUGAAGCUGCGGCGGAAGCGCCGUCCGAGGCACGCGUACAGCGACGUGUGACGCGCCAGACGCCUGUACUGCCACCCCUGCUGCCUCUGACGGCCGCCGCAGCAGCUCCCACCGCUCCUCCAGCUCCAUCAGCAUCCAUGCGAGCACGCUACACCAUCGUCAGCACCGCCGGCACCGCCGGCACCACGAGGACGCACAGCGCUCUCGACAGCAGCAGCAACAGCAGCAGCAGCACCAUCACCACCAUCACCACCACCACCACCACCACCCGCAGCGGCACCGCCAGCAGCAGCGCCGUCCGAGGCCGCGGACGCCCGCGCAAGAUCUCGUUGGACUCGCGACAUCCCGAGACGCCCGUGCCCCUCCCGCCGAUGGCGACCAAGGUCUCGUCCCCGAUGCUGCCGCGGCAGGCGACGGGGACGAACAUGAAGGAGAACAUCCGACCGUCCGACCUCGUGGCGCCCGAGAUCACCUACCACGUCCCCCAGCCUCACCUGCCCGGACGGGUGCAGUCGUCGCUCGUGCGACCUCAUGGCCCAUCCGCUCCGCCGCCGCCUCCGGCUCUCGACAGGCCACCCGUUCCCGUGGUGACGCCGGUGCCGCCGCCGAAGCCGCCGACGGUGCCCGGCUCGACGCGGGGUCCGCCGAGGGCAGACCGCAACAUCGAUAAGGUCGUGUUGGGGAACCUCUGCUUCCGAACUUGGUACCCGAGCUACUACGGCAAGGAAGUCCUCGGCGACACGUCGGCGAACCCCCGCUCGGGCGCGGGCGCGACCAAGGACGGCGACCGGGGCCACGGCGGCAAGUCAUCGUCGAAGAAGGAACGCGAACAGCAGCCGAUGCUCGAAAGGCUCUACGUCUGUCCCGUGUGCUUCAAGUACGCCAAGGAGCUCGUCGCGUGGAGGGGCCACGUCCGGCUGUGCGAGCGCGACGGACGGGUGCCGGGGAGGAAGAUUUACCUCCACCCCAAGGGCAAGCGGAAGAUUCUCGUCGCCAACGACGGAAAGGCGGCCGGUAUCAAACGGAGGCGCGGCGACGGGGGCGUCCGCUACGUCGAAGAAAUGGUGCAGGACGAGGGGGAAUGGAGCAUCUGGGAGGUCGACGGCGAACGAGAGGGGAACCUGUCGCUGUUCGCCAAGCUCUUCCUCGACAACAAGUCGGUCUUCUUCGACGUCACCGGCUUCAACUACUUCCUGCUCGUCUACACGCCACCGCCGGCGGCGGCCGACGGCACCGCUCCCUCGCGACGGCCGCCGCAGAUCACGGGCUUCUUUUCCAAGGAGAAGAUGUCGUGGGACAACAACAACCUCGCCUGCAUCCUCGUGUUUCCGCCCUGGCAGCGCAAGGGACUCGGCGCCCUGCUCAUGGGCGCAUCCUACGAGAUUUCGCGGCGCGAGGGCGUCUUGGGCGGACCGGAGAAGCCCAUAUCCGAUCUCGGCAAGAAAGGGUACAGGCGGUACUGGUCCGGAGAAAUCGCUCGCUGGCUGCUGAACGUGGACCUAGACCAGCAGCAGCAGCAGCAGCAGCAGGCGGGGGCGCGGGAGAUGUUGGUCGACGUGGUCGACGUCAGUCAAGGGACGUGGAUCUCGUUGGAGGACUGCCUCGCGGUCCUGCGCGAGAUGGGUAUCGUCCAAGACGCCGGCAUGGGACCGGGAAAGCCAGCCCGGGAGGGCUCCUUGGAGUAUCACGUCGGGCCCGGCGCCGAUGGCAACGCCGAGGCCGGACAGGCGGGAGAUGCAGACGCCGACAACACUAGCGAUGACUGCGGCAGCAAGAAUACCAAAAACGGCAACGGCAGCAGCUUUGGCAGCAGCUUCGGCGGCGGCAACGGCAGCAGCUACAAGGCAGAGGAGUCGCAAGUGCCGAUCGGGCAAGUACCUCGGGUGCGGCUCGACAAGGAAGCGGUGCGACGCUUCGUGGCCAUGCACCGCAUCAACCUGGAAAGGGUGUGCGAUCCCGACGGCUUCAUCGAAGGGGACGACGCGACGAGGCACCAGGAGGACGAUGCGAGGGAGGAGGGUGCAAGGACGGGCGCCGUCGAGGCAUACGGUUCCACGUAG